AAUGUAGACAAUCAUGGGUUUGAAAAUUUCUCUACGCACUCUUGCUUCGAGGAGCAGUUACUUUUAAAACGUCCGACUACGGGAUGCUAAACUGAAAUCAAAUAUAUAUUUACCUGAACAAAUCAACUAUUCUCCAAAAGUGACGUUUAAGAGCCGAUAAUUUCCAUUUCUUUCAACUGCAAUUUUUAGUUCAGCUCAUCAUCGAUUGCUUUUGCCUGGUGUCGUACAACAGGAAGAAGAUUCGCCAAUGUCGUUUUGACGUUUCUGUUCUACUGAAUCGUUUUUUUCAGCUGAUAACUGUCCGUGUUAAGCGAUUGCUCUGUUUCCUGCCUGACCCACUUGAUAAUCACAAUGGCACCUCGUGGACUCCGUCUUCAUCUGUGAGUCCCGCGAGUGAACUCUUAACUCCUCCACUAAGUUCGCUUGACCGCUGGUCAGCAAUGCUCUGAGCAGCUCCAGGAUGGAGGAAAAAGCUUUGGAAGUGUAUGACGUGAUCAGGUCGAUCCGGGACCCAGAAAAGCCAAACACGCUCGAAGAAUUGGAGGUGGUGACGGAAAAAAGUGUGGAAGUCCAGGAGCUUGGAGACGAAGAGUUCCUCAUCAUCAUCCGAUUUUCACCCACUGUUCCACACUGCUCCCUAGCUACACUCAUAGGUUUGUGUCUGCAAGUGAAACUUCAGAGAACACUUCCUUUCAAACACAAGCUGGAAAUUUACAUUUCAGAGGGAACACACUCGACUGAGGAAGACAUCAACAAACAGAUCAACGAUAAGGAACGAGUAGCGGCAGCGAUGGAGAACCCAAAUCUGAGAGAGAUUGUUGAGCAGUGUGUGAUCGAACCUGAUGACUGAGAUACAUGCAUCUGCUCUUCAUGUCUUAUUGUGUGCUUGUGUGUCUGAGAAUAUGAGCUGAUUCCAAUUAGAACUUCUGGGAUUUUGGAUGAGUUUCCUGUCACCCGUGUACCUAUUUCAAAUGAAAGAAACUAUUUUAGAUACACUUCUGCUUCCACUCUAAGAGCAAAUAAAAAUAUUUUUUAAGGAAA
Synchiropus splendidus (mandarinfish) is the source of this 1041-nucleotide messenger RNA. It is a transcript of the gene ciao2a, whose product is annotated as cytosolic iron-sulfur assembly component 2A. The transcript has 5 exons. NCBI's taxonomy places the organism in Eukaryota, Metazoa, Chordata, Actinopteri, Syngnathiformes, Callionymidae. The coding region runs from base 461 to 850 and encodes 129 amino acids. The record is from RefSeq and is a predicted model, not a curated record.